AUGACAUCUAGUGGCAAAAUCUAUCCUGAUGAUACUAGUAACGAAUUAAAAACGGAUAGAAGUAUGAAAUUAAUCCUCGUUACUCUUGGAGUUGGAAUAUUACUUACGAUUAGUAUUCUUGGCUUAGCUAUAGCUAUCUUAGUGAAAGUGAAUACAAAUAAAUCAUCAACAAUAACCACGACACCUAAACCACUUGAUUCUAUUCUAGCUGAAUCGAUUCGUAUUGAUGAUGUGAUGGACCAUCUUAAUGCGUUUCAACGAAUUGCAACAUCAAGCAAUGGAAAUCGAGCUGUUACUACAAUUGGCUACAAUCAUACACUUAAUUAUAUUACUGAUACUUUAGCAGCUAAUACUAAUUUUCAUGUAUCACAAGCUUUCUUUCCUGUACGACAGUUUGCUAUGGCUAGUGAUCCCAUCUUAAUAUCAUCGAUUAAUGGUGUUACUAAAACCUAUACAUUUUCAAAGGAUCUUUCUGUUGCCGAUUUCACCUAUAUUGAACUUUCUACACGAGCAAAUUUUAUGGCUUUUGUUGGAAUUUCUGUUAUUCCAAACGUUGGAUGUUCCGAUGCUGACUGGAAAAAUGCUAAUCCACCAGUAGCUGGAAGAGUAGCUUUAGUGAAAAGAGGUGUUUGUGCAUUCUCAGAUAAAGGUGUUUUUGCUGCUCAAAAUAAUGCAGCAGCUAUUUUAAUUUACAAUGAUGGUGUUACUCCAGAUCGUGUUCAACCUAUGGCUAUUAAUCUUGGUCAAGAAAAUGCCGUACCUGCUCUAUUUCUUUCAUUUCCUGUUGGACAAGCACUUGUCGCUGCUGCUCAAGAUUCAUCAACCAAUACCGGUGUUCAACUUGUUAUUAACCUGGUAGAUCUACCACUAUCGCCCGUAGGAAAUAUUUGUGCUGAUACACCUACAGGUGAUGCUACUCAAACCAUCGUUAUUGGAAGUCAUAGUGAUAGUGUACCUGCUGGUCCUGGUAUUAAUGAUAAUGGUAGUGGUAGUGCAGCUAAUCUUGGUCUUGCUAUAGCUUUAGCUCGACUAUUUCAAACAUCUACGUAUCCUAAAUAUAAAUACCGUGUUCGAUUUUGUUGGUGGGGUGCAGAAGAAAUUGGGCUUCUUGGUUCUGAUUUUCAUGUUAAACAAGCAAAGAAUGCCACAACUGUUGGUGAACGACUUCAAGAUUAUUUAAUUAAUCUUAACUAUGACAUGCUUGGGUCACCUAAUUAUAUCUUUGGUAUUUAUGAUGGUCACACAGCAGCUUCUAAUACUCCUGCUCAAGCUCUUCCAGGUAGUAAUAAAAUCACUUCUCUCUUUCGAGAUUGGUUUAUUUCACAAAAGCUACCAUGGAAUCAUACUGAUUUUAGUGGUCGAAGUGAUUAUGGACCCUUUUUAUUUGAAGGUAUAGUUGCUGGUGGUUUAUUUACUGGAGCUGACGAAGUCAAAGAUCAACAAACGCGUGAUUAUAUGGAUCAAAUGCUCGGUCAAGGAAUGGGUGGUAUUGCUGGUGCUAUUCAAGAUCCAUGUUAUCAUCAAGCUUGUGAUUCAAUUCAAAAUAUAAAUGUAUUUGCAUAUGAAAAGAUGGUGCAAGCAGCUGCUUUUAUGUUAGAAAAUUUAGCUCGCCGAGAUGAUUUGAGCGGAUUCCUUUAUCCAGAUGGUAGACCUACACGUCUUAGUAAUCAAUCACCACAACGAAAAUAUAACUCUAUAAAUGAAUAUUUUGGCAUGCCUUAUUUAUAG
This is a messenger RNA of Adineta steineri, 1728 nucleotides long. Lineage: Eukaryota; Metazoa; Rotifera; Eurotatoria; Adinetida; Adinetidae. The record is from the annotation of a GenBank genome assembly.